CUCGAACUCGUUUGACAAGAUACAAAUUAUUUAAGAUAAAUAAUAUUUGAGUCGAAUACCAUUAAUUUUAUCAACCUAUAAAAUACAUCGAUGAAACUUUGAUUGAUUAACAAAUAUUGGCGGGGGGAAUCGUAGAAAGAAGAACAGUUCAUUAUAAAAUAACAAGUAGUCUGUGGAUAGACAUUGUUCGUUAUCACGGUAGUCGGUUAAAUAUUAAAUAACCAAUCGUUCAAGUCUCUCAGAAUGGCACAUAAUACAAGGCCCGUCAUCGUCAUGUUAUUCCUUAUAGCCAUUAUAUGCAUCGUGACCUCGUUGCCGGCCUCAAUGAACAUGCCACUAGUAGACCCAGGGCUCUUUGUAAUAUCGGGCGUCAAAACAUGUGGAAACACUUUCGGUUAUUGUCUUCUGGGUAGUGAUUGCACCAUGGACGAUGAUUUUUUGCCAGAUGCAACUGGUAACUGUGAUGGUUUGAAACGUGCAUUCACUCCAAGUGCACCUUUUGCCUGCUGUAAGUUUAACCAAAGAUCGCCUCAAUCCGGGACACCGAUGAUAGAAUCUAAAGGUACCAAAAAGGCAGCUAACACUGUACCUAAAGAUAAAUUGGGAAGAAACACAAGGGAAAAUAUAGAUUCCUCACAAAUGGAUAGUGAUCAAUUGGCAAAACUAAACGAAAUUGAGUUAGUGGUCAAAAAAAUUGUCGAACAACUAAUAAAUGAAACUGCAAAUAAUAUAAAAGCAGAAGAAACUAUAUUAAAUACUGAAACAAAAAUGGAAGAAAAUACGAUUAGAUAUAGUAUAAAUGAUGAAAAACCAACAAUAAACGACAUUAUUGAAAUAAAAGAUACUACUGUAGAUCCUUUGACAAAUCCAGAAGAAACAUUAGACGAAGGAUAUGGGAAAAAAGAAAUACCUCUGGAGAUCAAAAAAGACAAUGAAACUAUUACACCUGACACAACUGAAUCAGAGUCGGAAGAACCAAGCAUUGAUGACGAAUUUAAAGCUGAAAAACGUAUUUGUCAAAAAUCCUGCAAAAGUGAAAUAAUUUUUUUGGUUGAUAAAAAACCAAUGUGUUAUGGAACACUUUUAGAUGACAUAUGGAUACUUACUUCUGCCACAUGCGCUUCCAGGUUAAAUAAAUCUGGUAUAAGGAAAGUGACAGUAAGUCGAAAAGACUUAGUGGGACCGACAUUGAGCAUUUCGAACAUAUUAGUGCACGAGAAUUUCAAAUCACCAGUUUCUAAAAGCGCACCAGAAAACAACGAUUUAGCUCUAGCUAGUUUGACUGUUCCGCUCGAGGGUCAAGCAUGUACUCCAUGUUUCAGCCAAAAGAAUACCGUAACGAAUGAAGUAUGCAAGACUUCUCAAAACCCUAAUUUUAAGAAUACAGUGAAAUCAUCCGAAAACUGUGAAGGUCGGGUACAACUACGAAAGUUGAUUAGCAAUCCAUACAUAAUACUGCCGUGCAAUCACUGGAGGAUGCAAUACAACCAAGAAGGGCGACUAGGAAGCAGCCUGUGGUGUGACGGUAAACUGGCUGGAGUCCAAACUGGCGUUGGCGUAGGGUCGUUGAUUUAUACGCCAGUGAAUGAGUACGCCAUGUGGAUAUCCGAUAACAAGAGGAUUGAAGAAAGAAGAUGAACAAACAAGUUGAUCAGAUGAAGAUUUUGUGUAUUAAAAGACUGUGCAAAUAUUAAAAUGUUAAAUUAAUUUCAUAUCUAUUGUACGUAAUUAUUGAUAAGUUUUUAGAUUAUAAUAAUUUAUUAUAAUCGUAUGUAAUUUUAUGAUUUAAUUUUAAGACAGUAAACAUCCAAAAGAAAACAAUUUUUCGUUGAAUUUAAAUCCACUUUCUGUUGCUGGGAGGUUUUUAGACUUAUUUUAAACGCGUCAAAACUAACAAAAGAUUAUUUCUAUCAUAAGGGGUAAGAUGGUUUUAAGUGUUAUAACCUGUCUACACAAUAAUAGAUCUUCUUUUUUUUUUAAUAACUGGUAGGUAUAUUACACCUGGCUGGUUUAAAUUAUCAGAGAUGUUUUUGUUCUGUACGACAUUGGUUUUAUUACCUGACAAAGAAUAUUACGGGGUUGGAUACAAGGUCACUAACUGAGGGAAUAACGAACGUUCUGAUAGCCUUAUGUCGUUAUAAUGAUGUAUAUAUAAUUAUAUUUUCAUAUGAUUAUUUUAUAAUAUGAAAUAAUAUUCUUUUCGUUGUACAAAACUUAACGUUAAUAUAGCUUACAAAAAUAAAAGCCAUAAAUAAACCGACCUAAAAUUAUAUUUUAGUAUUUAUCGAAAGUUAAAGUCAAGUUAUAUUUUCACAGUUCCAAUUUAACAUUUUUAUUUUUUAUACAAUUACUCCGAUUCAUUGUCAGGAUUGUUUUCUUUGAUUAGAAAAUGUGUAAUUCCAUCCUACGAAGUAUAUAAUUUAUAUAAGUUUAUUUACAU
Acyrthosiphon pisum (pea aphid) is the source of this 2440-nucleotide messenger RNA. RefSeq lists its product as uncharacterized. The transcript has 8 exons. Lineage: Eukaryota; Metazoa; Arthropoda; Insecta; Hemiptera; Aphididae. Gene Ontology annotation, biological process: proteolysis. The record is from RefSeq and is a predicted model, not a curated record. Gene Ontology annotation, molecular function: serine-type endopeptidase activity. The coding region runs from base 244 to 1638 and encodes 464 amino acids.